Molecule: messenger RNA, 1014 nt
Organism: Aspergillus calidoustus
Lineage: Eukaryota; Fungi; Ascomycota; Eurotiomycetes; Eurotiales; Aspergillaceae
Source: the annotation of a GenBank genome assembly
ACCGGGACGCCAUUGCUAGAACUAGAGGAGCUAGCAAUGCGGGGGCAGUUGCGAAAGGAUAACCACUGGGAAAGCGACACCCCACGCGGGUGCUGUGGUCGCAUGGAAUCCCAGGUAUACACUGGCAGCAGAACGAGACAUAGUGGCCUUCACCCACUGUAUCCGAGCACAUUAUUGUGUGAUACAUGCACUAGCUGGGUAGAAAGGAACAACCGGAGGCGUACGCAGCUCGAGGCCGACGGCUUGCUCUUGGAGUUCCAUCUAGAGGGCGCCAGAAACAUGGGGGAGGCAAUCGAAUGCGAAAACUGCCACAUCAUGGAAAGUAACCCGGACUGUCAUGGGUGCCCACACGAAGCCAAUCAUAGAACAGCACUGGUUCUGUGUCAUUUUGCUCGCGACAUCGGAAUGAGAAGGGAAAGCAUCGACCUCAGGACGCCAUCGACCAGUAUCUCGCCCAAUGCAAGCUGGCUAGAGAUCGAGAGAAUGGUGCCCGCUUUCAGUGCGACUUUUGCGGUGCAAUCGAGCCAAAGGUCAAGAAACCCAAACCAAAUGCCACAUCCCCCGGAACAAAGGGCAAAAAUGGCAAAAAGGACGGAAAGCCACGAAUCCGACGCUUCUGUAUAACGGAAGACACUGCCAAAGUUUGUUGCCCUAAAUGCAAGGCUAAGAGGGCCCGUGGAGCCUUGUAGGCGAAUGUUGACUGGCGAUGGGCCGAAGCUGCUUUCGGGAUGCUGCCUUUUGCGAUGAGCUGCACCAUAGUCACUUCCAAUGAGGCGGGCGGGCAUCUUUAUUUUCCGUCGUGAAGAGGGCCUUGCCUGCAGUGGCAAUCUUGAGAAAAGCAGGAGGAUAGUAGAACGGUAGUAGGAUAAGUUGAGUCGUCAACGGUUGAAGAACGCCGGCAAAACAGAGUUAUCACCGGACCGUGAUACAUAUGCCAGGUCUAGCAUGGCCGGGCGCGGCGCAUAGUCUUGGUAACAGCAAAUCCUUCUCAGCCUGAGCUGGUCAGCCCUGGCG